AUGGAUAAGCCACCAUCUUCUUCAUCAUCAGCAGCAGAUGAUCAGCAAAGUAGUCUUGUCGAUUUUUCUGUUUGGAAUUCUGGUGAUUUUCUCUAUCAACAUGACUUUGAUCAACAAGUGGAUAAACCCUAUGAAGAUUAUUUAACAAAAUUGAGACACUAUCAAGAGUUGAGUCAUUCGUUGAUUGUGGCCAGUAAUAAUACUUUGGCACUCUCCGAUGAUUUACAAGAACAAUAUCAAUUAGUCUCACAAAAAACCAGUCGAUUACAUCACGAUUGUGAAACACUUGUCAAGGAAACGGAACAAUUGGAAAAGUUUAGCAAGGAAUUGGAAAAUAGAUUGUUACACUUUGAUGAUAUGGAUUUCUUGAAUCAACAAUUAACAUCCAGUGGAUUUUUAGAUGUUAAUGGUGAAACAUUUAUCAAAACUAUUGGAAAAUUGGAUGAUUCUAUUAAUUUCCUUUCAGCUAAUUUGGAAUACAAGGAAGCCAAGACCUUCCUCACCAAGCACAAAUAUCUUCUCUCCAAAUCGCUGGCUCACUUGAGAGACACGAUCGGAUCAAAGAUAAAGGCAACCACAGACGCACAAUUUGUAAAAUUAAAAUCUCUCAACUCUAUUGAUGAUUCCAUUCAGGAGAUGACCCACUUGUACAUUGACUUUAAGGUUGCUGUUGAUCCACUGAAAGCUCUUAUUAGAGAGUUAGAGAAACGAGGAGGAAGAAGAGAGUCUUCAGUUUUUAUCACGGAUCUGUUUGAUAUUUUCAUUCAACAGAGAGGAGUAUUGUUGGGUCUUUCAAUAGAAAGAAGAAUUACUCUCCUACUCAAUCAAGCCAAGCAAAGUGAGAAUGAAAAGACUUUCAAGACUAAAUUUAUCAGAUCAUCAUGUGAAUACAUGAUUCAAAUAUGCUCCCAAGAAACCCAACUCUUCCAACAAUUAUUUUCACUUUCUAAAGAUAAUCGUCAGAUUGGAAACAAAUUUUCUCACUUUAUGAAGGGUGUUACCAAUAUUCUUUAUGAAAGAGUAAGAGAGUUGAUCAUUGAAGAGAAUAGAAUAGAUACUUUGUGUUCUUUAAUUGAUAUUUUGAGAAGUGACAUUCUUGUCGAGCGUGUGCAAAACAAGGGAAAACCUAGUCAAGCCAUUGAACAUAUGGUACACGCUAUGAUUCAAGACAUUCAAGAGAGAUUAAUCUAUAGAACUUCAUUAUUUAUUACGAAUGAAAUUGCGAGAUAUGUUCCACAUCCAGAAGAUAUUGAUUAUCCAAACAAGCUCAAAGCACAGAAUGAUCCUUCCUCCUCAGAAACUGCAAGGAAACAACUAGACAUUCACUAUCCAACUCUUGGGUGGACUGUUGCAUUGUUGAGUAAACUUUUUAGUGCAUUGGAUGUGGUAGUUUUUGAGGGAAUGGCACAGGAGGCUGUCACUAUUUGCUCCAUGUCAUUCAUUGAUGCCAGUAAGAAGAUUUCUGACAAGACAGAUGCAUUGAAUGGGUCCCUAUUUUUAAUUAGCCACUUUUUAACUCUUUUACAAGAAUUGAGCUACUUUAAUGUUAGUUUUACCAAAACACAGACUACACUCGAUUUUUCCCAUUUGUAUGAGGGCAUUUCAAGAUUUUUGAAGGGACAAGCAAGUUUCAGUGUCACCAGUCUUAUUUUUGAUUUACUCAGUCAAACAAGACCAAGGUUGGUUGUUAAUAGCACUGAUUCGAAGAGAGAUCUUGAAAAGCAACUCAAGCUCGCUUGUGAGAAUUUCAUCCUCAACACUGUAAAGCAUGUUGCUGAUUCUUGUAUGAACUUUAUCAAGAAGAAUAACAUCAAUAAGGACUCACAAGAAACUAGUGAAAUAAUGAAAGAAAUUUCCAAUAUCAAGAGCGAAAUGAAUGAGGAAAUGACCACCAAACUAACCUAUAUUAAGGAACUAAUGAAGCUCUAUCUGAAUGAAGACAAGACAACCACCAAGUUAUUAGAACCAAUCAUCGAACAAUUAGUCUCUCUAUAUCAGCAAUUGUUGGAUUUUAUAGCCGAGAGUACAAAACUUUCAGCAGAACAAAAAGCAGAAAUUACACGAGACAUGCUUGAUGUUGAAUCAUUUAGAAAGAAAUUGACUGAAAGUUUGAAAGUUUAA
Naegleria gruberi is the source of this 2121-nucleotide messenger RNA. RefSeq lists its product as uncharacterized. NCBI's taxonomy places the organism in Eukaryota, Heterolobosea, Eutetramitea, Acrasida, Naegleriidae. Bases 1 to 2121 code for a protein of 706 amino acids. Gene Ontology annotation, biological process: intra-Golgi vesicle-mediated transport; intracellular protein transport; Golgi organization. The transcript has a single exon. Gene Ontology annotation, cellular component: COG complex; membrane; cis-Golgi network. The record is from RefSeq and is a predicted model, not a curated record.